UGCGAAGCUUUUGGAUAUUUUUUUCUUUUUGUCGAGUUUGUACACUAGUUCUUACCAUUGCCUCUAUAUUUUUUCUCAAUUUUCUUUGUUUAAUAAACCUCUAGUAUAUUUUAUUAAAAAUUAGCCAUCUUUUUACAAACAAAAAUUAAAAAAAAAAUGUGGAUCCAGGUACGAAGUAUGGAUGGUCAUAUUUCUGUCCGCGUGGAUGAAUUAUCCAAAUUGACAAAAAUAGAAGAUUUAAGAAAGCGUAUAGAAGGUAAAUUCAGUGCGCCUCCAGAACGUCAGCGAUUGUUUUACCGUGGAAAACAGCUGGAAGAUGGACAUACGUUAUUUGACUAUGACGUUGGACUCAAUGACAUCAUACAGAUCUUUGUCCGCCCUGUUCACAGUGACCAGCCAAUCAAAAAAUCAUUAAAAUCCCACAAAGAAGAGGUAGAAGAAACAAGUAGCAGCGAUGAGAGCACGGGUUCAAACAAAGAAAACAAACUGGAGACUGAAUAUCAAGAAAGUGGUAAGGUAGAGGAUGGUACAUCAGCAAAAGAAAACAACAGAUUAGAGCCAAGUCUCAGUAAAUAUUACCAGGUUGGCUCUCUUGUGGAUGCCAAAGAUGUUAACCUCGGAGCCUGGUUUGAAGGGAAGAUUGUAAACAUAUAUAGGAAUAAGUCUGAAACGAGUAACAAAGGCCACAAUCCUAUUGUUAACUUGACAGAAAAAACAGACAGUGAAAUAGACUCUGUGAGUAACACUUGUACACUAGAAGUAAAAAACUUCGACCCUGCACAGAAUCAUGGCAUUAUACUUAAUGAUUGUCUCAAUCCAGUCCACGAGAGGAAUAAUGAAGAGGCUUCAUCAGAAAAUAGAGACAGAGAAUUUGAUGAUCUCGUGUAUGAGGUGAAAAUUGAAAACUACGAAGAAGAUGAACCCUUAAAGCUCAGACUAGAGCAGAUCCGUCCAAGGGCACGAACAGUUGUAAGGUUUGACGAAAUUGAAGAAGGUGAAGUAUACAUGGUCAACUACAGUAUCGAGGAGCCCGAAGAGAGAGGAUACUGGUAUGACUGCUUGAUAACGAAGAUGAAAAAUGCUAGAACUAUUAAACAACUUUACGGGACUAUAUACAGUUAUGACUUCAUUACUCAGACUACUAUUUACACUAACAAUAUAUUCAACACUAACCUGCGUAGCCUGGUGGCUGCCGUGAUGGAAAGUGGAUCAAAAGGUCCGCCUGACUCUGCUCCACUAGACAACUGCAAGAUAGUAUUCAUGGAUGAAGUGUACAAAAUUGAGGAGAAAAAAGAAAUUGAUUUUAAUAAUGAAGAAGAUCAAAAAGUUACAUCUCUGGAAUCACCAGCUAAAAGACAAGUGAAACCCGAUUGCUCUCAAUGUAAAGAUGUUGCCAGCAGAAAGUGUCGUUUCUGUAGUUGCCACAUCUGUGGAGGAAAGGAUGAGCCAGCGAAGCAGGUCAUGUGUGAUGAGUGUGAUAUGUCUUACCACAUAUGGUGCCUUACUCCAUCUCUUGACGAUGUGCCUGAUGUUGAAGAGUGGUACUGCCCAGAAUGUAAAAAUGAUGAAACAGAAGUUGUACGAGCAGGAGAGAAGUUGAAAGAGAGUAAAAAGAAAGCGAAGAUGGCUUCUGCUAAUUCUGCAUCUAGCCGGGACUGGGGUAAAGGAAUGGCUUGUGUUGGUAGAACUAGAGAAUGUACGCUGGUUCCUCCCAACCACUUUGGCUCUGUACCUGGCAUUGAAGUUGGGAAGAUGUGGAAGUUUCGAGUACAGGUUCUUCAUCAAAUCAAACAUUGUAUUAACUUUAUUAUAUUAAAGGCAUUCUGUAGACAGUUUUCAAUUGUCAUUGUAUCUUGCUUUUUUCUGCAAUUAAUCAUUAUUACAGGUUUUUUUUAUACGUGUUUUAGGGCAUUAGCCUUAAACUGUGCUGCUGUUUUGAAUGCUAAGACAGGCGCAGAAGCCAGAAACUGGAAAGAAGGAAAACCUGUUCGAGUAUUGCGCAGUUACAAAGGGAAGAAGUAUUCAGAAUACUGCCCUGAAGAUGGCAUUCGAUACGAUGGUCUGUAUAAGGUUGUCAAGUACUGGUCAGAGAAAGGUAAAUCUGGAUUCUUAGUAUGGCGAUACCUUCUUCGUCGUGAUGAUCCUGCUCCUGCACCGUGGACAAAAGCGGGAAAGAAGCGAAUAAAGGAACUUGGACUUAUAAUGGAGUAUCCUGAAGGUUAUCUUGAGGCUUUGGCAGCCAAAGUGAAACCUGAGCCAGAAGAUGGAAAAAAAGGCAAAGGCAAGAGAUCGAGAGGAGACUCAGGCUGUGACUCUUCAACUCUUAAGAAGAAGAAAUCAGCAGUGUACCAGAUUCCUGGUGAUAUUAAUAAACUGAUUAAGAAAGAUAAGUUAAACCAGAAGCUUUGGAAUGAGUGUACAGCUGUUGUAAAGGAGGGUCAGCAGGUCUUCUUCAAGAGAGUAGAGGAGCUGUUUUUGUGCAUAUGUUGUCAAGAAGUGGUGUUCAAUCCAGUGACUACUGAAUGUUCACAUAAUAUAUGCAAGUCUUGUCUCCAACGGUCCUUCCGUGCAGAAGUCUACUCUUGUCCAGCAUGUCGCAGUAGCCUCGGUAAAAGAUACAGUCUUGAAAUUAAUAAAUCUCUUGGUGAGGUACUGCAGCUGAUAUUUCCGGGAUACGAGGCUGGCCGAUUAUAGAACUCUACAAGAUGUUGAUCUUGGAUAUCUCAUCUUUUCUUCAAUAAAGUAUUACUUCAUUUAAUUUUCUUUUUAAACCCUAAUAUUUUACAUCGGUUUUUGAUCUUAAAGUACUUGUUUUCAAAGAGUGAGCACUAAAUAUUUGUGUAGUAAACAUAACAGUUUUCACAUGCUAUUACUGAAAGACUUACAGUAAUUACGAAACUUUACAUAUCGUUCUCAUCUGUUUCGUCAAAGCCUCAUUCAGUAAUAAAAUGGGACUAUAUUGUAAUUUUCAUUAAGUUACUCAAUAUUCGAUAAAUUUAUUUUAUAAAAAAGGAUUUGGUUUAAAAAUCUCAAAGUCUGUGAGUAAAAUGUAUUUCAUAAAUAAUCCAACUGAUAAAAUAUUUAAGUAUAAAAAAAUCCGGCUGUUUUGUAUAGUUGAUAUCUUUUAAUUUCAGCACAAUCAUAAUUUUCAUUGAGAGAUGAUGUGUUAAUAAGCUUGUUGUUGGUGUAUUGUUACUUAUUAAAGCAUUUUGUAAACAUAGAUUAUACAAUAUAUAUAUAUAUAUAUAUAUAAUAACAAAGUAUUACUGAACUUGAUUUCUUUUGUUUUUGGUGAUCUGAAAUUGUCUUGAUUUUCAUGAAAGCAAAAUUGAAAUAUUUUUAUAAAUAUUUUGUUGUAAAAUUUAAAAUUUCUAUAAUUUUCAUAUCUCUGAAGUAAGAUGAUGUGCUUUUGUUAUUUCUAACUUUUAUACUCCAUAAGAAUAAUUCUUUCAUAUGCUACUUACCUAGACUAGUCUCAAAAUAUUGUUCAUUUUUUGUUAUAAGCCAAACAGAGUCUUGAUUACUGUGUUUGUGUUACCUGUAAAAGUCAUGCUAUAAAUACCAGUUACACUUAUUACUCUGCUAAAACAUAUCAGUGAGGUGGGAAGACUCAAAAAACUUCUGUUUGAAGGGGGUGGUGAUCACACCCACACUGUAAAAAAUGGCAUCAUAAAAAUGUCACUCUGCAAGUUAUGGAUUUUAAUGAUCGCCACACCUGUACUGUAAAGUAAAUCAUGAUUCAAUAAUAUCAUAAAAAGACAGAUAACAUCGUACAGAAGCAGUGCACUUGAGACACAUUACUGAAUAACAGUGUUCAAAGGCAGUUCACAUGAGAUAGAAUAUGAAUAACACAGUUCAAAGGCAGUGCACUUGAGACACAUUACUGAAUAACACUUUUCAAAGGCAGUACACGUGAGACAGAGUACUGAGUAACACAGGUCAAAGGUGGUAUACAUGAAACAGAGUACUGAAUAACGCUGUUCAAAGGCAGUACACAUGAGACAGAGUACUGAGUAACACAGUUCAAAGACAGUACAUAUGAAACAGAGUACUGAGUAACACAGUUCAAAGGCACUACACAUGAGACAGAGUACUGAGUAACACUGUUCAAAGGCAGUACACAUGAGACAGAGUACUGAGUAACACAGUUCAAAGGCAGUACACGUGAGACAGAGUACUGAAUAACACUGUUCAAAGGCAGUACACAUGAGACAGAGUACUGAGUAACACAGUUCAAAGGCAGUACAUAUGAAACAAGAGUACUGAGUAACACAGUUCAAAGGCAGUACACAUGAGACAAUACUGAGUAACACAGUUCAAAGGCAGUACACAUGAGACAUAGUACUGAGUAACACUGUUCAAAGGCAGUACACAUGAGACAGAGUACUGAAUAAUAGUGUUCAAAGGCAGUACACGUGAGACAGAGUACUGAGUAACACUGUUCAAAGGCAGUACACGAGACAGAGUACUGAGUAACACUGUUCAAAGGCAGUACACAUGACACAGAGUACUGAGUAAUACAGUUCAAAGGCAGUACACAUGAAACAGAGUACUGAAUAACACUGUUCAAAGGCAGUACAUAUGAAACAGAGUACUGAGUAACACAGUUCAAAGGCAGUACAUGUGAGACAGAGUACUGAAUAACACUGUUCAAAGACAGAAUACUGAGUAACACUGUUCAAAGGCAAUACACAUGAGACAGAGUACCAUUAUCUGUCUCGAAAUAUUAUAACGUUGCUGACAUACAGAUUGUCUGGAUUUGAAAAUCAUUUUUAUUCUAUUGUCAAUUUGGAAUGUGUGUUUGCUAAUAAAAGCCACUUCUAUUAAAUUAAAGCUCACUUUGUUUCAGGCAACUUGUUUUAUUUAAAAUAUACGUUUCAGCAGUGAUUUGAACAGUAUCAGAUGUGGAAGACAACUGUUAGUUUUGUUACUGAAACAGAGAUCAAGGUUUUCAAUAGGUUAUUAAAGUCUGUUUAAACUAUUUUGUACAAAUGAAACUCUUGUUUUACUUGCAGUGCCAAUGUGUGUGAGAGUGUGUGUGAUCUAAAAGACAGUCUGUACAAUUGUUUACACUUUCCAAUCCUUAAAGAUUUUAUUUUACUGAUGCUGUUGUCAGUGUUUCUAUUUUCAGUUCAACAUUAGGUUUUUGUGGUCUUUAUUAUUGUAUUGUAUAUAGAGGGUACAUGUUGUUUUAAAGUUAUGAAUCAACUGUAAAAUGGUGUUUUUACACAAAAGCUUCCUCAAACCUAUUUUAAUAUAUCAGUCAUAGUUUUUAUGUUGAAAACUUGUUCCAACAAGUUCAAACAUUAGUGUGAUGUAUGCAUUUUCAAGUGCCUGUCAUAUUAUCAUCUUUCGAACCAUGAAUUUUGUAAAAAAUUGUAAAUACCUUGAAAUAAAUCAUUGCAUUUGAAAUGAAA
Messenger RNA from Limulus polyphemus (Atlantic horseshoe crab), 5417 nucleotides. RefSeq names its product E3 ubiquitin-protein ligase UHRF1-like. The record is from RefSeq and is a predicted model, not a curated record. Gene Ontology annotation, molecular function: ubiquitin protein ligase activity; protein binding. The coding region runs from base 157 to 2694 and encodes 845 amino acids. Gene Ontology annotation, biological process: protein ubiquitination; negative regulation of gene expression via chromosomal CpG island methylation. The transcript has 15 exons. NCBI's taxonomy places the organism in Eukaryota, Metazoa, Arthropoda, Merostomata, Xiphosura, Limulidae.